GCUUCAUCCCUUCUUCGCAUUACCAGCUAGACGUUCAAACCACGCAAACUGUGCCAUUUUCAUUUUCAAAACAAUAAUCCCAUAACUUUCCUUUUGUGCGUCAUACAUAAUUUACCCCGUUGUGCAAAUAUUAUUUACUGAAAAACAACGUUACCAACCUUACCAUGAAGCUCAUUUGCACCUUCUCCGUGCUGAUUAUUCUCCUUCUGUAUGAAGAAAUAGGUGCCGCACCGAAACCCGAUUGGAACAAGGUUAUUCAGGACAAAGUUGGCGAGGACGAGGCACAAUCUCAAGUUCCCGUUUGGGCAAGGAAGGCAGGAUUCCGUGUGAAACAGAGACGAGUUUUGUCUGAGAAUUCCCCAGGAGAGGAAAAUGAUGCCAAUGUCGAGACGAAAAAACCAGACGAGAUUAUUAAAGAGACGGAAAUCAGCUUAUCUUCUUCCUCACCAGAUUUGUUGUCAGCUCCUCGUGAUGAAAUUGGCAUUACGAGAUCAGAUUCCAAGAUACAGCAACACCAACCCGCUGCCGGCUUUCCAGAAAUCCUGCCAGAGGACUUCGAGCCGAAACAACGUCGGAAUAAUAAAAAUGAUGGAAUUUCACAAGAAAAGGAAGACCCUGAAGAGAGUCAGGGAGGACAUGGUGGCUACGAAUAUGAGGAGGAACUCAUCCUCGGCCAGCCUCCUGUUUCAGUGCAUCAACAGUUUACAUAUUUAUGUCCCGAAGCAGCAGUCUCGACUCGACGAGUUUUCCAGCCGAGUUUCCAUGUUGGUCAGUGGCCGCGGAAGGUGUGGGGACAAUAA
Molecule: messenger RNA, 800 nt
Organism: Folsomia candida
Lineage: Eukaryota; Metazoa; Arthropoda; Collembola; Entomobryomorpha; Isotomidae
Exons: 2
Coding region: 165-800 (211 amino acids)
Source: RefSeq, a predicted model, not a curated record